Molecule: messenger RNA, 1272 nt
Organism: Helianthus annuus (common sunflower)
Lineage: Eukaryota; Viridiplantae; Streptophyta; Magnoliopsida; Asterales; Asteraceae
Product: protein SAWADEE HOMEODOMAIN HOMOLOG 1
Exons: 9
Coding region: 346-1152 (268 amino acids)
Molecular function (GO): chromatin binding
Source: RefSeq, a predicted model, not a curated record
CUAUAAAGAUGAAACUCCAAGGACGGGAUCCAUUAACAAGGACCAAAGUCAUUUUGAAAAAAAAAAAAACUUUAUUUCAAAACAAUAAAACACCAUAUUCUGAACGUUACUUUUAAGCAGCAAAUGGUUUUCUGAAACUGUCACAAUCAGACUGAAACCCUAACUCGAAUUUCGAGUCCAAUUUCACUCAAAUCAACGUCAAUCGGAGCUGAUGAACGACGGCGACGGAGACAAACGCCGCUGAACGACGGUCACGGUUAAUCACACUUCGUGCCGCCUUCAAUUUCUCACCGGAAUCGUUGUUUGCCGUUGAGUUUACCGCCACCUAACACCGGCCGAUUGACGAUGGCAAUUGAAGCCAUGGAGAUUGCAGAAACAGAGCAUUCUUCUGAAUUUACGCUCGCGGAGGUCCUAGAAAUGGAACGCCUCUACCGGAAGCAGGGUAAAGAAGUAAAACAGCAGGAGUUUUGCGAAGAACUCGCAGCCAAGUUCAGUGGCUCAGCUAUUAGAAAUGGAAAAUCUAUCAUAACAUGGGACCAGGUACACACCUGGUUCCUUGAUAGACAGUUAUUUUCAGCAGUUAAGAACAAAAGCUCAGCGGUUGAUUCAAAUGUAGUGAAAAAUAAGCUUGCAAUUAUAAACUCUUCGCCAACUGCUCUAAAAAAUUUUGUUGCCUUAUCAAAAGCACGUGCUGCAGCUGAAAUACCUAAGAAGCCCAAAGCUCAAAGAGUUGAAGAAACUGCAGAUUUGAUGUUUGAAGCUUUAUCAGCAAAGGAUCUUGCUUGGUUUGAUGUUGCUUCAUUCCUUACUUUCAGAGUUAUGUACACCGGGGAGCUUGAAGUUAAGGUGAGAUUUUCUGGUUUUAGUCACGAUCAAGACGAGUGGGUCAAUGUUAGAAGUGCGAUACGUGAGCGGUCAAUCCCCUUAGAGGCUUCAGAAUGCCACAAAGUCAAAGUUGGAGAUCUUUUGCUAUGCUACAGGGCAAAUGAAGACCAUGCACUUUAUUCUGAUGCACAUGUUGUAAGGGUUGAAAGACAGUUGCAUGAUAAAGAUGAUUGCACCUGUAUCUUUGUUGUUCGGUUCGAGUACGAUAAUGCUGAGGUGGAACUUAAUUGUAGCGAGGUAUGUUGCAGGCCGUCUUCAAGUCUCUAGAACUGUUUAUCUUUUAUAUCUGAAUAACCUAGAGAUGAUAUUUAACAAUUUAUGUUGUAUUAAUAUGGAGAUAAUAUGUGGUUAUCGAAAGCGGACUUGAUAAUGCUUGGUUGUGCCUUC